Messenger RNA from Pseudovirgaria hyperparasitica, 1884 nucleotides. Its product is annotated as translation elongation factor 1-alpha. Gene Ontology annotation, biological process: translational elongation; translation. The transcript is spliced from 6 exons. Bases 102 to 1478 code for a protein of 458 amino acids. Gene Ontology annotation, molecular function: GTP binding; GTPase activity; translation elongation factor activity. The record is from RefSeq and is a predicted model, not a curated record. Lineage: Eukaryota; Fungi; Ascomycota; Dothideomycetes; Acrospermales; Acrospermaceae.
GUCUUGCAUACCUCACAACAUCAAGCUUGUGUUUCUGCAAAUUUCAACUACUUCCCUCACUUCCAUAAAAUUUCCAACAAACUCACAACCACAACUUCAUCAUGGGUAAAGAGAAGUCUCACGUUAACGUCGUCGUUAUCGGCCACGUCGACUCCGGCAAGUCAACCACCACUGGACACUUGAUCUACAAGUGCGGUGGUAUCGACCAACGUACCAUCGAGAAGUUCGAGAAGGAAGCUGCCCAGCUCGGAAAGGGUUCCUUCAAGUACGCAUGGGUGCUCGACAAGCUCAAGGCCGAGCGUGAGCGUGGUAUCACCAUCGAUAUCGCUCUGUGGAAGUUCGAGACCCCGAAGUACAAUGUCACUGUCAUUGACGCCCCUGGUCACCGUGACUUCAUCAAGAACAUGAUUACUGGUACCUCCCAAGCCGACUGCGCUAUUCUCAUCAUUGCCGCUGGUACUGGUGAGUUCGAGGCUGGUAUCUCCAAGGAUGGCCAGACUCGUGAGCACGCCCUUCUCGCUUUCACCCUCGGUGUGCGACAGCUCAUUGUCGCCAUCAACAAGAUGGACACCACCAAGUGGUCCGAGUCUCGUUACCAGGAAAUCAUCAAGGAGACGUCCAACUUCAUUAAGAAGGUUGGAUACAACCCCAAGCACGUUCCAUUCGUGCCCAUCUCCGGUUUCAACGGUGACAACAUGAUUGACGCCUCCCCCAACUGCCCCUGGUACAAGGGCUGGGAGAAGGAGACCAAGUCCAAGGUCACCGGAAAGACCCUUCUCGACGCCAUCGACGCCAUCGACCCCCCUGUCCGUCCUUCCGACAAGCCUCUCCGUCUGCCCCUCCAGGAUGUAUACAAGAUUGGUGGUAUUGGCACGGUUCCCGUCGGCCGUGUUGAGACUGGUGUCAUCAAGGCUGGUAUGGUCGUGACGUUCGCCCCUGCCGGUGUCACCACCGAAGUCAAGUCCGUUGAGAUGCACCACGAGCAGCUUGUUGAGGGUACCCCCGGUGACAACGUUGGCUUCAACGUCAAGAACGUCUCCGUCAAGGAAAUUCGCCGUGGAAACGUCGCCGGUGACUCCAAGAACGACCCUCCCAAGGGUUGCGACUCUUUCAAUGCCCAGGUCAUCGUUCUCAACCACCCUGGUCAGAUCGGUGCUGGUUACGCUCCAGUGUUGGACUGCCACACUGCUCACAUUGCCUGCAAGUUCUCUGAGCUUCUCGAGAAGAUCGAUCGCCGUACCGGAAAGUCCAUCGAGAACUCUCCUAAGUUCGUCAAGUCUGGCGAUGCUGCUAUCGUCAAGAUGAUUCCGUCAAAGCCAAUGUGUGUUGAGGCUUUCACCGCCUACCCACCUCUUGGUCGUUUCGCCGUCCGUGACAUGAGACAGACCGUCGCCGUCGGUGUCAUCAAGUCCGUUGAGAAGUCUGACAAGGGCGCUGGCAAGGUCACCAAGGCCGCCCAGAAGGCCUCCAAGAAGUAAAUGCACGUCCAAUUGUUCUAUAUCCAAGGAAGAUUUCAAUGUGGCGACUCUUUUCUUCGCCUGAUGAUCGGGGAUUUCUCUUCAGGUACAUUAGUGCGGUUUGAAAGCAUUGUCUUGCAUCUUCUUCGGUUAUGGUUGAUUGGUCUAUUUCUCUGUGCAUUUCGUCUUCCCCAUCAUACCCGAUACCGACAAUACAAGGUCAUAUGGUUGUCGGCUCCCUAAAACCCUGCCCUCGUUCCAUCAUGGCGUUGCAGCCUUCACGAAGUAGUCAAAAUCUCUUUUGUUACAUACAUGACUGAUGCUAGUGGGGAUUUGCGGAGUCCUGCUGUUAUGAUGGGCUCAUAUGGAUAGAUAGGAACGUUUUCUUCUCAAAUAGCAAUGAACAGACAGAAUCGAACAUGUUGGC